This is a messenger RNA of Nannospalax galili (Upper Galilee mountains blind mole rat), 3312 nucleotides long. It is a transcript of the gene C2cd4c, whose product is annotated as C2 calcium dependent domain containing 4C. The record is from RefSeq and is a predicted model, not a curated record. Lineage: Eukaryota; Metazoa; Chordata; Mammalia; Rodentia; Spalacidae. Bases 1090 to 2358 code for a protein of 422 amino acids. The transcript has 2 exons.
ACUCAGCAUUCGGCAAAGGACCUGCCGAACGGCCCAUGAGGCAGAAGCACAGAGCGAUUUGGUUGCCUGCCUGACGUCACACAGAAGGAAGUGUGGGCUAAUGAGUAGCCCAAGGUAGCCUGGCUCCUGGGGCUCUGUGGGUCUGAGCCCCUGCCUCACCCUGUGUAACCCCUGCGUCUCUGUGGCUAGUGGUUUUCUCUUCCCUUAAAUGGUUUCCCUGAGAUACUUUUGUCACACACCUACACUGCCAUUCAUUUGUGGGCUGCUCUGUGGUUGUCUGUCCCGCUGGACAGCUGAAAGGCAGGGAGCUGCACCUUGCCUCGGGUUCCCCGGGUGCCCAGUUCACGGUCUCCAGCUCUGGCCAGUGUCGUAAGACCCGCUCCUCAGUUCUCCCCUGGGCAGGUUCCACUCAGUGUAGUAAGAGGAGGCUUUGUUCGCCCCGCUCAGUACCAUGAGUCCACCCAGCCCCACAGGCUGCACCAGCUGGCCUCAGGAGGCCUGGUCCCGCCCCACGUCGGACCUACUGCCUGUACCCCGAGUCUCCUCGAACCCACUCAACAGUGCCAGGAGAUCCCGGCCUACCCGCAGGCCACGCCCACCCCACCUGUCCCUGGAGGUCGGUCCUGUGUAGCCGGCCCCGCCCCCAGACCUGUGCAACACAAUCCUGGCGUCCCUGCAGGCCACGCCCCGGGCCUGAACCCAGAGGUCCAGACUGCUAGGCUGGACACAGGAGGCCCCGCCCCCUCCACCGGUCCCCGCCCCUUGUGGGCUUCGGGGACGCGGGCGGGCAGCCGGGCGCGCGCGCAUUCGGAGGAAUACGGCCGGGUGGGCGGUUUCCCGCCGAGGAGAGCUGCGGCUUUGCCUUUGCCUGGCUCCCAGCUGCGCCGGGCCGUGGCCGAGUCCCGAGUCCCGGAGUCACCGGCCGUCAGCAGCUGACCCCGCACAUUUCGCGAAGCGGGGAUCCUGCGCAUAGGGAGCCGCGGGCGCCACCAGCUCGCUGCGCGGUUCCAGGGCCGCCGCCUCCCCCCACCGCAGCGCGCAGCAUCCGGGCGAAGCUACAGACGUCCUGGCCUCUUGCCUGCUGCUCUCAUGAGAAAAACCAACAUGUGGUUCUUGGAGCGGUUUCGGGGGUCCGGGGAGAAUGGAGCUGGUCGUGGUAUUGGCAGUGAAGCUGGGGAGAAGUCUUCUAAGGGCCCGCUGUACAGCAACGUGCUGACACCGGACAAGAUCCCGGACUUCUUCAUCCCCCCCAAACUGCCCUCAGGACCCACAGAGGUAGAGGGUCAGGCUGAGCUGGGCCCAUCCAUGUCGGAGCAGAACCUGGCAUCGCCUGGGCCCCGUCGAGCCCCUCGCAGCCCCCGGCUGCCAGUCAAGCUCGCCUCAGAGAGCAGGAACCUUCUGAAGGCGGCCACACGCCAUGUCAUUCAGAUAGAGAGUGCAGAGGACUGGCCAGCCGAGGAGGCCACUAACGCUGACCCACAAGCCCAGGGUGCCAUGUCCCUGCCCUCUGUCCCCAAGGCCCAGACCUCAUAUGGCUUUGCAACGCUAGCUGAGAGCCCCCACACCAGGCGCAAGGAGUCCCUCUUUCAUAGUGAGCAUGGGGCCCUGGCCCAGGUGGGCUCUCCUGGUACUGGGCGCCGGCGAGGAGGUGCCAAGCCCAAUGCAGGGGAUGGGGGAUCCCGGGAGGCUGGGGGUGCCCUGAUGAGCCCCAGUCGUUACUUUAGUGGUGGGGAGAGUGACACAGGGUCCUCAGCUGAGUCUUCCCCCUUUGGGUCCCCUCUUCUCUCUCGUUCUGUGUCCCUGCUCAAGGGUUUUGCCCAGGACAGCCAGGCCAAGGUGAGCCAGCUGAAACACUCAGUGGGCCGUCAUGGUUCACUGUCUGCUGACGACAGUACCCCUGACACCAGCCCGGGUGUCAGGCGCCGCCUGACUCGCAGGGCCACCCCGGAGCCGGGCUCUGAGUCGGGCCAGGCGGCACGUGGGGAGCACACCAUACGGAUGGGCACCAGGGGCAGUGUGCGACUGCUGGCUGAGUAUGAGGCAGCUCAGGCCCGCCUGCGUGUUCGCCUGUUGGCCGCAGAGGGUCUGUAUGACCGGCCCUGUGAUGCCCGGAGCAUCAACUGCUGCGUCGGGCUGUGUCUCGUACCUGGCAAGCUACAAAAACAGCGCAGCACCAUCAUCAAGAACAGCCGCCACCCCAUCUUCAAUGAGGACUUCUUCUUCGAUGGCCUGGGGCCAGCCAGUGUUCGCAAGCUGGCUCUCAGGAUCAAGGUGGUCAACAAGGGUGGCAGCCUCAAGAGGGACACGCUGCUGGGGGAGGAAGAGUUGCCUCUGACCUCACUGCUCCCCUUCCUGUGAGGUUUACCUGCUCCUUCCUCCAUUGGAGGUCAGCUGGGAGACAGCGAGGGGGAGGGGGGGGUCUGGGCUCCGCCUGUGACCUGGUGUUUCCUGCGUGUCUGCAGAACCACCACCCUCCCCCUUUGCCUUGUGACACUGCCUGGCCCUUCCACACAGAGAGAUUGCAGGUUGGGGUUCCAGGAUCUCCGCGACUGAGACAGCUGGGACUCAGCCGAGCUCCCCUAGUGUAGACUGGCCUCAGUUUUUAUCUUUGCUGCACGAAUGUCUUCACCCAGUGUGGCUACCAUGCGAUCUGCCCAGACUCUGUCUGCCUGUGACAUCCCCCCAGCCUGUGGCUACUUCCCCACCUUGCAGGUUCCAAACCUGCCUUCCCAGCAGGCCCUUGGCCAACCCCCCCACCCCAGGGGGAGUGUAAGUAGGAUGUGGCUGUGGAGGGCAGGAGGGGUGGGGCUGGGCCCUGGCUGUGGCUUGCCUAUAUUGGACAGACACCCGGGUUACUAGGGUCUCCAAAUGGGCUGCCAGGUUUGGUACAAAUUCUGUCAUUGAAAAUUGGCUGCCCCUUUGGGCAUUGAUGGACCAGUGUAUUUCCGUGGGCCCCACAAUGUCCCUUUCUACUUGACUGUACCCCCAAACUCCAGGCAUCAAGGUCUUUCUUAGAGAAGGGUGCAGGAACUGAUUUCCUAGGACCCUCAAGGGACCAGCCCUCCCCAUGCCUGGUCUCCACUGUCUCUGGAACCUGGGGAUGUCAUCCAUGAUGGUGAACAGAGGGGUCCUGCAUGGAGUUCCCCAGCAGUCUUGCUGCCCUCCCCGGUUCUCCCUGGGUCCCAUUUUCUACACCUUGCACUGUUUGAUAGCUUUGUGUUUGCAGUUGACUGUGUGUGAACCUUGAAGACACCUCCCCCAAAUGUGUUUGUUUAUAAUGCUGUUUUUAGUGAAAUAAAGGUGUCUGGAUUA